Molecule: messenger RNA, 1744 nt
Organism: Rhipicephalus sanguineus (brown dog tick)
Lineage: Eukaryota; Metazoa; Arthropoda; Arachnida; Ixodida; Ixodidae
Exons: 2
Coding region: 45-752 (235 amino acids)
Source: RefSeq, a predicted model, not a curated record
UAACUGCACUUCGACGCGGUCACCUUGCUACUGUGGAGUUCGCAAUGCCACGCGCGACUGCUGGCACGGGCCGAACAACUAAAUGCCGAGGUGCGGUGAAGACUUCAAAGAAGAAGUGCAGAGCUCUACCUGAACAAGAUCUUCUGGAAGCCCCAGCACGUAAAGAGUGCAAAAUGGAGCUAACAAUAACUAGCGCUGCACCUGUUGUGUACAUGUUCAGUGAUGCUGGCAUUGGUGCCCUGCACAGUGUAACAGCACGAGCAUGGUCUCACAAGCACACCGUGGUUACACCCAAGUGCAUCCAGCCCCCAGCUAAGCGGCUCGCACUCAGAAAUGUUCCAGGAGUCAAGUUUGUCCUAGAACCGACGGCCACAUCCAAGCAGUUCAUAAUGUGCCUUGUCAAGGGCACUGCGCUCGAGGUCUUGUCAAGAAUAAAAUCUGCAGCGCAGCUCAUCAAUGAUCGUCACGUGAUUAAGUGGGUAAAGCUGCGAUCCAGCAAGAUCUUGCUGACUUACAUCAAGCAAUCGAAAUCUGGUGCACCUGCAUCAGACAAUGUACCAGGAGCAGACAGUGCAUCCGCAGCACCAGGAGGGUGCACUAGUGGUGGUGCAAGUGGAGGCCAGCAAGUUGACCAUGAACUGAAUGUUGAUGAUGAUGUGUGUGACCUGGGGGACACCUCAGAGUGGAUUUCGGUUAAUGGUGAAACUUGCGUUCUCACAAAGCUUCCCAAGAGCUUCAAUGAAGAGCAGUGAGCAAUGGACGAACACAAUUUCCGGUUAUCUUUCUUUAUCUUUUUUUUUCUAGUUUUUUUUUUGCAAAUGUAUGUGUUCCAAACAUUUGCAAGUCUCCUUCUUGAAUUGCACCAGGUGUUGUUUUCUAAUAAGUUAGACAGAAAGCAGUGCUCUACCAGCGUUGAGCGUCACUUGUGUAGUGUUGACAGCUGGGUUCAGCUACUGCCAUCGGCAAGUUGUUUCUUCGCCCACUUUCACUUCCAUUUACCUUACCAUUUCUGUAUUUAAAUUAAAACCACAGUCAAUCUCCCCUAUGCUUUCUUUGGCUUCAUGUGAUCUUGUGUAACAAAAAUUGAGCUGCUCAGGUACCCUACUUAACGAGCGCACCAUCUCUAGCGGUUUGAUGCCUUCAGAUAACAUACAACGGUUUAUUUGACAACUUGCCUGUACACUUUGUGAUACCUGUGGUUAAAAGUAUGUUCUACAUUUGCUACUAUGGUCAUCAGCAGUACUAGCCACCUUCUCCCAGGACUAUAUCUUGCAUACAUACCAAAUAACCAAGAAAGUGGAUGAGAGAACAGCUGUUAUCUGUUGGUAGGGCCGCACAUGUGUAAUGAAAAGGACACUGGCUUGGCUCCAAGUACAGUUCCUUUUUUGUUCACUUUGGUUUCCAUAUUUAAACUAAUACCACAGUUAAUUCUUCCCAUGUCCCCUGUGACUUUAUUGUCUUUUGGCUCUGUGUGGCAAUAUCUAACAAAAAUGAAACUGCCCUGCUGCCCUUCUUGUUCACUUGCAAACAGCUUUUUUACAGGACUCCUAGACUGCACAGCUAACAAGAUUCCCAAAGAAAUAACAUAAUUAACUGAAUGAGUGAAUACUUACAACAAUGAAGAAGACAAACAGGAAAUAUCCCCCAGAAAUAGCUUCCAAGGCACAACAUACAAGCCAUCAGUCCUGUAGGCAUGUACAGUUAAAACUCGAUCUAACGUAACCUGAUUUUACAAAGUUGCCGA